AUGGUGGAGAAAAUUACACCUGACCAAAUUGAUGAAAUCAUUUCCGCCGAAAUUCCUGAUGUUGAAAUAGAUCCAGAGUUGCACGAAGUGGCCAAUAUGGUUCAUGGGCCAUGCGGAGAACAUGAUCCAUCUUCGGUUUUUAUGUCGGACAGUAAAUGCAAAAAACGCUAUCCCCGUGCUUUUAUUUCGGAAACUCAAACUGGAAACGACGGAUACCCUCUCUAUCGGCGUCGCUCACCCGCUGACAAUGGCAGAACCUUCAUCACUCAAUUGAAAGGAAAGAAUUUUAUGGUUGAUAACACCUGGAUCGUUCCAUAUUCGCCAAUUCUGUCUAAGGCAUUCAAAACACGUAUAAAUGUUGAAUAUUGCAGUUCAAUAAAAUCAAUUAAGUAUGUUUGCAAAUAUGUCACCAAAGGAAGCGAUAUGGUGGUUAUUGGCGUUGAACGAGAUGAAAUUAGCAAAUUUCAAAUGGGCAGAUAUGUGAACUGCAAUGAAGCAAUCUGGAGAAUAUUUUCUUUUGCAAUUCAUGAACGCCAUCCUACUGAUGUGCAGCUGGCAGCUCAUUUGGAGAAUGGACAGCGAGUUUAUUUCAACGCAGAGAACAUAGUACAGCGAACGGAAAUACCACCAACAACCACUUUAACAAGUUUCUUUGCAACUUGCGCCAGUGAUCCGUUCGCGAGAAUAUUGCUUUACUCGGAGAUGCCUCGGUAUUAUACAUGGAAUGCAUCGUCGAAGAAAUUGUUGCGCAGGAAGAACGGCCAUCCAGUAGAUGGUUAUCCAGGUGUUUUUUCAACUGAUGCAUUGGGAAGAAUUUACACAAUCCAUCCAAAAAACGAUGAUUGCUUUUACCCACGUUUGCUUUUGAUUAAUGUACGCGGUUCAACUUCAUUUGAAUCAUUGAGGACUGUAGAUGGUACCAUUUGUGCACCAUUUCGAGAAGCAUGUCAACAAUUGCAAUUGCUUGAACACGACAGUCACUGGAAUCAAACGCUASUGGAUGCAAUAGCUUCUUCACCAGCCACUGCAGUUCGUACACUUUUCGCUAUUAUAAUUUCGACAUGUCAGCCUUCAAACCCGCGUCUAUUAUGGUAUGCGUACAAAGAUGACAUGGCAGAAGAUAUUUUGCAUCGAAUGCGAUUAGCGACAAGAAAUGUCGACUUACAAAUGAACGCUGACAUCUACAAUGAAGCAUUAGUCCUUAUUGAAGAUUUACGUUUACUUAUGAGUGGAAAACUAUUGACUGAAGUUUAUAUGCCGGCACCAAGUCGUCAAACAAGGGAUUUAGUGAGUCGCGAAUUGGAACGCGAGCGUGCUUACGAUAUAACUCACUUGCAACAACAAGUACAAACAAAUGUUCCACUGUUGAAUGAACAGCAAAGCAGUGCGUACAAUCAGCUAAUAAAUGCUGUAGGUAGUGGAAACGGUGGCAUAUUUUUCCUCGAUGCGCCCGGCGUGUCUGGCAAAACGUUCCCAUUGUCUUUAAUACUAGCAGCAAUACGUGGUCAAGGUGGUAUUGCAUUAGCUCUUGCAUCUACCGGGAUUGCUGCAACACUGUUAGAAGGUGGAAGAACGGCAUAUUCAGCAUUAAAGCUUCCAUUAAACUUGCAAAUACACGAAAGUCCUGUUUGCAAUAUUUCAAAGCAAUCAGCAAUGGCACAAGUUUUAAAAAAAU
Molecule: messenger RNA, 1675 nt
Organism: Bactrocera latifrons
Lineage: Eukaryota; Metazoa; Arthropoda; Insecta; Diptera; Tephritidae
Exons: 1
Biological process (GO): DNA repair; telomere maintenance
Molecular function (GO): DNA helicase activity
Source: RefSeq, a predicted model, not a curated record